This is a messenger RNA of Peromyscus maniculatus bairdii (prairie deer mouse), 1265 nucleotides long. The record is from RefSeq and is a predicted model, not a curated record. Lineage: Eukaryota; Metazoa; Chordata; Mammalia; Rodentia; Cricetidae.
AUGGUCAAGGCUGCAGCUGCUGUGCUGCGACCUCCUUCAGUUCAUUCUGAGUGGCAAAUAAUGCAACAGGAGGCAAAGAAUGCAACAGGAGGCAUAGAACCACUAAUGCGGUAUCAGAAUGGGAUGUUGUUGCACUUUAUGUCUGAUGUAAAUACCAAGGAGGGAAAGUUUCCAUCCAUGUACCCAGGGGCUGCUAGGAAGGCAUCAUCCACACCCUUCUUCCUCACUGAGCAGGAGCAGCAGCUGAACCAGGUGGAAAAACUGAAACUUCAGCUACAGAUGAUGACCAAUGACAGGAAUGAACUGCAUGAAUUCCUGGCCCAUUGCAACAAUGAGUUGAACAACAGGCUGAAUUCGGAGAAUGAGAUGCAGAACACAGAGCAUAAGAAGGAUAUGUCAGAUGUGAAGAAAUUACCCAAGGAAAUUAGUGAGGCCUUGUACAAGUGCACAGAGCUGAGUGAGAAGACCAAAAUCUACCGCACCCUCUACAGUCAGCACCUGAGUGAACAGACUCAGCUGAAAGAAAAAGUGAGAAUGUUGCUAGAGGACAAGAAAAAGCUGCAGGGGGAGCAGAUUUUACUACAAGAGUCCUGUGAGGAGGCAAAGAGGCUCUGUGAAGAGGCCCAUGAGAAGAUCUAUGACCUCUGGACAAGGCAGCUGCAGGAACAUCAAAGACUUGAGGAAGAUCUUCAGUCCCUGAUGAAGCAGAAGGAGCUGCUCACCCGGCAAAGGGACUUGGCAGUAAAGCUGCAGCAUCACUUCACUGUGUCCCAGAUGAGGUAGGAGCCCAGGCUUCCAGAAGCAGGUGGAUCCAAGUGGGUCCACUGUACCUGGAUCUCUGUACUCUUUGAGUUUUGUCAAUUGGCAAAGCUGUCAGCCACGGGCAGGGAAAGAAACCCUCAGAGUGUCGUUGCUGGCUCAGUCAACAGGAAUUAUGACCAGGAAACAAUUGCUUCCCCUCGGUCUCAUGGGGUCUGUGUCCCCUUCUUCCUUUCUGAGAACUCUUGUAUGCUCUAGUAUCUCAUCUCUUAGAUUAGAUCUCCCCGCAAAUAUUCCCAUGGCAGCCAGAAACGUGGAAAGGAGGAUCAUUGAUCAUGAAGGAAAGUGUGUCCCCUGCAUCUUUUCCAUCAGGAACUUCACGUUUAGAGAGAAGUGUCCACCUUUUGCAAAUCUGCAAAAAGCACACUCCUGCUGAUUGCAGGCUCUCUGCAGUGUUUAUCAGUUUCUCAUGAGAAGAUUUACUUUUGGUCAUAAACAGAGUAGGA